AUGGCACCGCACAGAGUGCUGAGAUUGUGCCACAUGCUGGUACUGGCCCUGUGUGUAUCUUCAAACGCCGACUUCGACUGGACCAGGAAUGACAGAGGAUCCUUCUACUACGGCACUUUUCCGACCGGGUUCUCGUGGGGAGCCGGCAGCUCAGCGUAUCAGACAGAGGGAGCAUGGAAUAAAGACGGCAAAGGGAUGAGCAUCUGGGACGUGUUCUCCCACAAAAAAGGCAAAACCUAUCUGAACGACACCGGAGACUCGUCCUGUGAAGGCUACUAUAAAUUCAAGGAUGAUAUCUCGCUGAUGAAAGACCUUAAGUUGAACCACUAUCGCUUUUCUAUCUCCUGGCCAAGGAUCCUGCCCACUGGAAUAAGAUCGGAACAAGUCAACGAAAAGGGAAUCCAGUACUACAAUGACCUUAUUAAUCAGCUCCUGGAGAAUAAAAUCACUCCAAUUGUGACUCUCUAUCACUGGGAUCUUCCACAGGCUUUGGAGGAGCACUAUGGAGGUUGGCAAAACAGUAGCAUGAUUGACUUCUUCAAUGAUUAUGCCAACCUGUGUUUUGAGAGAUUCGGAAACCGGGUGAAAUACUGGAUCACUUUCAACAAUCCAUGGUCUGUGGCUGUUGAAGGCUAUGAGACUGGGGAACAUGCACCUGGACUGAAGCUGAGAGGCACCGGUGCCUAUAGAGCCGCUCACAAUAUCAUUAAGGCACAUACAAGGGUUUGGCACACGUACGACAUAAAAUGGAGGAGUAAGCAAAAAGGCAUGGUGGGCAUCUCCCUGUCUGCUGACUGGGGAGAGCCAGUGGACGUCACUAAUCAGAAGGACAUUGAGGCAGCCGAGAGAUACGUGCAGUUCUAUUUUGGUUGGUUUGCCACACCACUCUUUAAUGGAGACUAUCCUCAAGUGAUGAAAGACUAUGUAGGAAGGAAGAGUGCACAGCAGGGCUUAAGCACCUCUCGCCUGCCCACUUUCACAUCCCAGGAGAAGAGCUACAACAAAGGCUCUUGUGACUUCCUGGGCAUUGGUCACUUCACCACUCGCUACAUCACGCAGAAGAACUACCCUUCCAACCGUGGGAGUAACUACUUCACUGACCGCGAUGUGGCUGAGCUAGUGGAUCCUCACUGGCCUGACCCUGGCUCCGAGUGGCUCUACUCUGUCCCAUGGGGUUUCCGCCGCUUGCUGAACUUUGUUAAGACACAAUAUGGAAAUCCAAUGAUUUAUGUGACUGAAAAUGGAGUCUCUGAGAAGAUGAUGUGCACAGAGUUAUGUGAUGAAUGGAGAAUGCAGUACCUCAAGGAAUAUAUCAAUGAAAUGCUUAAAGCUGUUAAUGAUGGAGUGAAUGUGAAAGGAUACACAGCAUGGUCACUGCUUGACAAAUUUGAGUGGGAUGAAGGCUACUCUGAAAGAUUUGGCUUGUAUUAUGUGGAUUUCGGCAGCAAAAAUAAACAACGUUACCCAAAAGCCUCUGUUCAGUACUACAAACGCAUCAUCAGCUCCAAUGGCUUCCCAAAUCAGAGAGAGAUUGAGAGCUGGAAAAGGAAAGCAACAGAAACAUGCUCCUCCAGUAACCAGCUUCUAGCUGCAGAUCCUCUGUCAAGUCACAUGGAGAUGGUCACAGAGAUUGUUGUCCCCACUGUGUCCACCCUCUGUAUUCUCAUCUGUGCCAUAUUCCUUAUGUUUCUGCUGAGGGCUCGAUUCUAG
Chanos chanos (milkfish) is the source of this 1710-nucleotide messenger RNA. RefSeq names its product lactase-like a (gene lctla). Gene Ontology annotation, molecular function: hydrolase activity, hydrolyzing O-glycosyl compounds. Lineage: Eukaryota; Metazoa; Chordata; Actinopteri; Gonorynchiformes; Chanidae. The transcript is spliced from 13 exons. The record is from RefSeq and is a predicted model, not a curated record. Bases 1 to 1710 code for a protein of 569 amino acids. Gene Ontology annotation, biological process: carbohydrate metabolic process.